Molecule: messenger RNA, 3364 nt
Organism: Ctenopharyngodon idella (grass carp)
Lineage: Eukaryota; Metazoa; Chordata; Actinopteri; Cypriniformes; Xenocyprididae
Gene: dnajc30a
Exons: 1
Coding region: 1273-2340 (355 amino acids)
Source: RefSeq, a predicted model, not a curated record
AUAUAGUUUUAGUAUUUAUCCAUCACGCUCUUUAAGGUCACAAAACUCUGGACUUUUGGUAGUACCUAGGUUAUUCAAGUCCACUAAAGGAGGGAGAGCGUUUCGCAUUUGGCUCCUAAACUCUGGAAGCCUUCAUGAUGAUGUUCGGGGCUCAGAGACAUUAUCCCAGUUUAAAGGGAUAGUUCACCCAAAAAUAAAAAUUCUGUCAUUAAUUAUUCACCCUCACCUCAUUCCAAACCCAUAAGACUUGCGUUCAUCUUUGGAACACAAAUUAAGAUCUUUUUGAUGAAAUUUGAGAGCUUUCUGUCACUCCAGAAAGCUGCUACCACUUUGAAGCUCAUAAAGAGAUUGUAAAACUAAUCCAUAUGAAUUCAGCAGUUUAGUCCAAAUUUUCUGAAGAGACUCGAUCGCUUUAUAUGAUGAACAGAUUUAAUUUAGGCCUUUAUUCACAUAUAAUACUUAUAAUUACUUAAUAAUUACUUCAAUGAGCUCAUUGUUUCUGCCUAAAAUUAAUACAUGAUGUUAACUAACUGCAUGAUUUGUAUAUGUACAUUUCUGAAAUACAUUACUUGGACACAGUCAGCUGUAAUAACAGAUCACUUUAAAUUGUAAUGUGAACACAUGCAUUUUCUGUAAAGCUGCUUUGAAGCGAUAUGUAUUGUGAAAAUCGCUAUACAAAUAAAUAUGAAUGGAAUUUAGGAAGCAGUGCAUUACCAGGAUAAAUUAAGUGAUUAUGUAGCCUAUGUGUCCACCAAUACAUUUAAUAACAUUUAUGCUGAAUAAAAUUUUAUUUGGGCCCUUAAUUUAAAUUUUACUCAUUUAAAUUACUUUGAUUUAUUGGACUAGUCAUUCUGUCAUGUCCACAGAGCAGCUGAAAUAACUGUAUUUUCAGUACAAUUAAAUGUCUAUGGUUACAUUAUCUAAAAACACAUUUUAGUGAUUUAAAGUAAUUAUAGGCUAUACUGAUAGUUUGUCCACUGAGUUACUGUCCACUUUAUGUCCUGAUACUUUGACCUAUAGCCUAGUACUUAAAUAAAUAAAUAAAUAAAUAAAAAUGCAUGAAUGAAUAACAAAAACUGUUUCAUUUUUAAAACUGAAUUGUAGCAAUGACCUGAAUAUACAGUCUAUGUACAGACCAUUACGUAACAACAACCUGAACGCCGCACCAAUCUCUUACAAGGAAAUUUUCUUCUCGCACGGCAUUGGCCAAAGUUUACUCAACCUGCAAAGAAGGGCGAUUCUAAUUGGUCACUUUGCUGUUCACGGAAACAGAUGACGGUUGGUUUAGGUGAUAUCUGUGCAAUGGCGGAGGUCACACAGCGUAUCGGGAGAGAAGCUUACAAGCUUUUAAAACCACAAAAUCUCCCGCUUUUGGAUAAAAACUGUAAAGCCGUCUCACAGGCAGCUUAUGUUGCAGCUUUAACAAAUUCAAUACAGCUCUGUGAGAUUCCUAAUGGCCGUGUCAGAGCUGCUAAAGGACUGUGUGAAACGAGCCCGGCAGGUCUGGAGACUGCAAAAGGGAAUGUAAAUAGACUCUUUACCCGCUUCACGGCUGCUGAUGGAGAUGCACACAACUUGAAAGUGCCGUUGGACUGCCGUUCUGGAAAUAUUAGUAAAUGGAAUGACUGCCGUGGAUUGACGUCUAAGGCAUCUCCAGUGCACGUGCCGUCCUGGAAGAGCUUGUGUUGGGGAAUACAUGGAAAACUCCAUAAAAAGACUCUCUAUAGACUUGCAAAUGCUCAGUUUAUGUCUUUCACUAGAGCUUACAGUGGCACACAGAAUAACGGCGGUCCAGCUGAGCCACUAUACAAAUCAAAGUCUGCAUAUUAUGACAUUUUGGGAGUGUCUCCAUCAGCCACCCAUGCACAAAUCAAGACUGCUUACUAUAAGCAGUCCUUCAUAUAUCACCCAGACAAGAACGCAGGGAGCGAGGAGGCCACGUUCAGGUUCUCUCAGAUCAGUGAGUCUUACCACGUCCUGGGUAAUAAAGCUCUGAGGAGGAAAUACGAUCGAGGGAUCCUGAGUCAAGCAGACCUGCUGGGAUCCAGCAAACCCACUAGCAAAGAGAGUUCAGCAUCAGGACAGCAGACCAGAGCCCGACACUCCCCCUCUGUUGGAUCCGCCCAGCAGAAGAUCUUCGACUUUGAUACCUUCAUCAGAUCACACUAUGGAGAACAGCUUCAGAGAGAGAAGCAGCUCCGGCAGCGUAGAGAAGAGAUUCUCAGGAAGGAGAAGGAGAACUAUGAGGAUGUGAAACUGGGCAGGUUGAAGGAGUUCACUGUGGGGUUAAUGCUGGCUAUGGCAAUCGCCAUCUUACUUAGCCUAAAGUCUAGCAAGUGAUUAAGAUACAGGGAUACUUGAAGCAUAUCUCUCAUAUUUUAACAACCAACACGCAAAUAUAUGGUACUGAUAUUUCAUUUUUACUUUUUUUUUUUUUUUUUUUUUCAUAUGGGCAGUUGCAUCAACCCCCUUAAAGUUAAUACAUUGGCAAGAUACCCAUUAAAAAUAUAAAUGUUUUUUUGCAAACAAACAAAAUACCAUUGUUACUACUACAAAAAAGCAUAUGUAGAUUUCAGAUGCAAAAGCCUCCAAGUGGCAUCUGAAAAUCUCUUCUAAAAUGAGCAUUUUUAUCAAGCUCGUAUAUUUAUGUUCAGUUAUUUCAUGCUAAUGGCAAUGAAAAUGACCUAUUAAAUUGAAAUUACUGAACAUAAACAUACGAGCUUGAUAAAAAUGCUAAUUUUAAAAGAUUUUCAGAUGGCUUUUGCCUCUAAAGUCUUCAUAUCUAGAUAUGAUAAUGAUAUAUUUUCCCCAAUGUUAUUGUACUUAAAAUAACCAUGGUGUUUUGGUGGAUAAGACAAUUAAAAAUGGUUUCUGUGUAAUAAUGGGUGCCAUUUUAGCUAUAAUUGUGCUCUACCUCAUCUGUUAAACUGUAUUCAAAAUGUAAGGAUUAAAUGAACCUUGAAACUGCUAGUAAACACUUACAGCAUUAUUUUGCACAAAGGCCCUUGGUAAAAACUGACCUGGGUUUAUUAAUGUCUGGCUUCACUUCACCUGAGCUACUUAUUUAAAUUUUAAGAUAAAUGACAACUAUUGUGUUCAAAAUAAAUGUUUGUGACUCGACAAUGAAAGUGUAACAUUCACUUGGAAGAAUGAUGGAAAUGUUCUGGGGUUGUGAUUGGCUAAUUGUUAAGGAUGUGCUAUACAAACUGCAGGUUCAAUCUCAAAUUGGGAUGAAUCUGGAAAUGGAGAUUUGUUGAAAUUACAACAAUGCAAUUUAAGUGUGCCUUCUGGUUAUUUCAAUAUAUGGAGGAGUAUGUAUUCUGUGGAUGUAUAGAUAAGAAAAUAAAUUAUUCAAAAUAUUUCA